Menidia menidia (Atlantic silverside) is the source of this 3732-nucleotide messenger RNA. NCBI's taxonomy places the organism in Eukaryota, Metazoa, Chordata, Actinopteri, Atheriniformes, Atherinopsidae. The record is from the annotation of a GenBank genome assembly.
ACAAACAGAAGCCCAGAUGUCCCACUCUGGUGAACCUAGACUACAUUUAGCUUUAUGUCAUCAGAUUUAUUUUUUUUAAAUUCCCCUUCGAUCUUAGUCAAGAAUUAGACGAUUGUAAGAAAUGUGGUUGCUUUGCAUGCAUAAACGCAGUGUUCCAGUGUACAGAAGCUACUGUUUAGUUCAGGUUUCUUAGCAACAAAAGCAACACAGACCUUUGAGUACCAUCGGAUUUAAGCUGGAGCUCAUUUUAAGAGGGAUCUUAUAGUGGAAAGCAAGAGAAGGAGCACCUGUCUUCAGAGUGGGAGGAUUGAGCCAAAGGAUUUUUAGUCAAAUAUGUCAAGACAGAAUCAGGACUCCAGAGCAACAACAGGGGAAAGGAGCCACAGCAAAACCAAUCAGGUUCCUUUUUCUGCUGAAUUUUGUAGAAUGCUGACGAAAAGCAGUCCACGCUUUGGUGCCUUGAGUCACCAUUCCUUUUUUUCCCGACACAACCCUCAUCCACAUAGGGUGAAGCAUAUUCAAGGACUCAAUGGAAGGCCCAUUUGCACAGUGAGAGAUGAUUGGUUUGUCACCUCUUCCUUAUUUCCUCACCCUCUCCUUAAAAGCCACACCACCAGAAAGGCCUCUGAGCCAGCUUUCACUCUUCAAUUUGCUGAAGGUCUUCACGGUAGAAGCAAAAACAAGUCAGAGGCCUGGAUGGAUGAACUCAAGGAACUUGCUGAAAAAGUCAUUCAGUCAUCCAAAACACAAAAGGAAAAAAAGGAGAACCACAGAGAGGACGAACUUGUCACCCGAAAGACACAAUAUUCAGCUGAAACCGGGAGGAUUAUUCCAUCCUCCAGCAUGUCCUACGGGCGUAGAUCCCAAAACCAGCAUGUGAAGUAUCAACCAUUCCACGACCAAGAACUUACGGUUCUGGAGCUACUUUGUCAGAUCCUACAGACAGACUCCCUGUCCGCAGUGCAGCAGUGGCUUCUGCUUGCAGGUCAAAGAGAGAAAGACCUGGUGAUGGGGUUGAUCAGACAAGGUUUGGACGGUGUGGACCUCACGCUCCGCAACCGGCAGAGCCUCCAGCGGCUCCAGGCUUUUGGUCUAGCUUCAUCUCCACCUGCAUUUGGUCACUACGCUAACCAGCCUUGGAGGAGAGCAUGGAGAACAAGCUCACACCAAGCAAAUGCAACUCUCGGCAUUGAAACACCAGUGAACAUAGGAGGAGCAGAAGUCCUUGAAGUCCACAAAGGAGCUGAGGACCAUGAAGAUUCUCCUCUCAAACAUUAAGAGCGUGCCUCCAGUUGGGUGAUAAAUCAUGUGUUAGAAUUAUUAGUCUCAUGGGAUACAUCACAUUUAUUGUAUAGGCGAUCCAUACUAUCAUAAUUAAGAGAGUGAAACAUAUGUAAUCUGAAGAGUUCCCUAUCGCUGUAACCAUUUUUUUGUGUUCACAUCAAAUUGUUUAAAGAGAGAACUUAAAAACUAAAUUUAGUCGGAAAAUCCUCAUUAUUUAAAGUUGUUCCAGCAAUAGCCAGGACAUCAGAACGGUCAUGUCAGUAUAAUCUCAGUUGCUGAAACAGCUCUUCAAGUUAUGGUUGUGUGGUGGUAAAAAGAUGAGGAAAAAAAUCCAGUCGUGCAGGCAGAUGAAGUCAUAGUUAGAUUUAUUUAUUUUUUUCAAAUGUGCAGCCAAGCCAGGUCUUCAAAAGCAAACAAGUAAAACAAAACCCCAGUAAUGGCAUAGAACCGACAAUGACUGAACAAAAGGAAGGUAAUUAGGAUGUAAUUAGAAGGUGUAAUUAGCGGGUGGCUGCAGCCGAGGUUGAUUGAGUUAAAUACAGGUGUGGAAAUUAAACAGGUGGACAAAACAGAGAAGUUUAGGAUGAGUGGGAAUAAAUACCUUGACAAGAUAUAACCAAGAGGGUAACCAAGCUUUCUGACCAAGACAAGAUAGAUGUAUUUAUUUUGGAUUAUCAUGAGCUAUUUUUAACAGUAUUUGUUAACGUUCUUCGAGACUAAAAAUGUUCAUAAGUUUGAAAACAACACAAACAACUUUAAGUCUCUUGUUAGAAAAUUCAUAGAAGACAUUGUGAAAGUGUUCAAACUGUAAACUGGUUGCCUUGUUUAAAGCAAAACUUAAUCAGAAAUUCAGGAAUGACAGGACGAAGAAAAUACCAUCUGCCUUUUCCGUCAUUAACUUAUUCAUUUCAAACUGAACAGGUUUAGUUUGCUAAGCUAAGCUUCAAGAGUAUGUUUGUGGGAAAAAGGAUAUUUGAAAAGCUGAUCCAGCAAGCACCACCUGGAACGAUCUUGCCAGCUGGCAUUUGGUUGCCUUGGAGACCUAAUCAGUUGUGAAGGGAAAGAGAAUGUCUCCAAUCUUUGUGACAGACUGCAUAUUAUACAGGUAGGCAAUGAAAGAACUGUGAACAGAGAGAUUUAGAGCCACAAAAACUUUCUCACAUUGAUAUGGACCAACUAACAUAAGAGCUAAGAGAUAAAAUACUGGCAUAAAUGGGAUGAAUUUCUUCUUUUGGUGAUGCCUUUCAAUACUAGCUGAAACAUACUAUGACCUUUUUUUACAAGCCAACGUCACACACCAGACAGGGACACAUAGCAGACUACUGGCUAAAGGCCUCAAUGACUAUCUGCUCCAUGAACUCUGGAUUUUUACCGUGACUCCAUUCCUCUGCAUUGGGAGGCCAUCAUUUUGAAUAGUUGCAUUUACAAUAUUUUGCAAGAGCAUGUUGCUGCAUGUCUGUUUAGUGGCAAAUAGGGGGAAAAUAAUCAAUAAAUCUGAUCGGCAACUGAAAAAUCUGAAUGAAAAUGAUCACCUGUUGCAUGCGUGCAUGUAUCCAUGUGGUUACACUUUCAGUUUCAAUUUAUUUAAAAAAAUAAAUCUGUUAAAACUAUGAAUAUGUUAACAUUUCAGUCACAAGACAAUAUUUAAUCACCCCUCAAACAGAUGCUUGAAUGCUUUAUAUGAUCUCAGAUAAGACAGUGAAGGAACAUGGCAACACAUCUGCGCAGCUGUCAUAGCAACAGUCCAAUUAGUCUAGAAGACAGGUAGAUUAUUAGGCGUUUGUAAAACAAGUUAAUUUAACACAAAUAAUAAUGCUGCUGUUAUGCUCCGGGUGAAAUGUGACAUUUGUCUUGGCUCUGCCAUGACUUCCACAAUGCUCAACAGAACCUGAUGCAACAGAAAAUGAAAAAUAAAACAGAAAAUAAAUCAAUCAUUGAAAAAGAUUUUUUCGUUGAUGUUUCCUAUCUUGCAUUAGCGCAUCCAUCCUAAUAAGGAUGCCAUAGUCUCUCCUGCACCAGCUUGCCUCCAGCAUAGCUAAGCCACUGCCUUGCUGUAAUGUGUAACAUACAUGAAGUGGCUGUUUUACUUUGAACACUAAUUGUAAAAUUACAAAAUUACAGCCAAAAGCAUUUUCUAAUGCACCAACCCAUGUUGCCACUGUGCUGCACGUACCUUAAACAAACCUCCAGAAAAAUCUUCCUUCUCUCCGCAUUUGAUUUCUCUGGUUUAUAUAUUGGUGGUUUAUUUACACAAUGUUAUCAGAUGUCCAUAAUAGCUCUAUAUAAAAAAUCUGCCUUAGUCUAAGAUAAAGAAAUAGAUUUGCAUGGUAAGUGACAUCUGUGCAGAGUUGGAUGGUAUGCAUUCUUUUCUACGCUGUAGCUUGAAUAGGUAUUUUUGUAGACAAAUUAUCUGAUGUUGUGGUGGUAAACGUGCUUUUAUGUGACCUC